Neolamprologus brichardi is the source of this 2169-nucleotide messenger RNA. Its product is annotated as E3 SUMO-protein ligase ZBED1-like. Lineage: Eukaryota; Metazoa; Chordata; Actinopteri; Cichliformes; Cichlidae. Gene Ontology annotation, molecular function: protein dimerization activity; DNA binding. The record is from RefSeq and is a predicted model, not a curated record.
AGAACCAGUGUGUUGUGGACGCACCGGAGCUACAGCUUCAAGCGAGCCAUCGCUAGUGAGCAGAAAUGGACAAAAAAGGGCGUAUUUUGAACGGCAAGUUCAAUUUUAAAGCAAUGCCAGAUGGAUCUCUUGACAAGACCAAAGUAAUUUGUAUUUACUGUCGAUGUGAACUGCGUUAUCACCGUAGCACGUCCAGUCUCAAAUACCAUUUGCUAGCCAAGCACACAGCUGAAGCAGAGAAUCUCCCUCGCCAAAUGCAGACCAUGCUGGAUAGCUUUCAAAGGAGACGAAUGGACAAUUCUACAACCAACAAACUUUCAACAGCCAUAGCAAAAUGGGUGGCUACAGCUUGGAGGCCGAUUGACAUUGUGGAGGAUGAGGGGCUACUUGAAAUAAUUCGCAUAGCGUCCAACGACUGCACGUAUGAAUUGCCUUCGAGAGCCACCACUGUAGCCAAGAUCCACAACUUAUACGAAGAUGAGAAAGCCAAAGUCGAGGAGGCUUUGGGGCAGACCAAUACGGUUGCACUCACCGAAGACUAUUGGACUUUUCGAAGUAAUCACAGUUACCUUGGAAUAACAGCACAUUAUCUUUCACCACAGUGGGAACUAAAGUCGCAUGUUCUGACUGUUAUGGAAACUGAGGAGCAGCACUUCGCCGACACGUGCGCCGAGCAAUUUCUGCAGGUAGCUAGACAGUGGGGGAUUGAACAUAAAGUCAGCACGCUGACCACUGACGGUGCAUGCAACAUGGUUGCAGCGGCCAGUCAGCUACCUGUAGAGCAUAUGCCUUGCAUCGCACACAGCCUCCAUCGAGCCAUCACAGUUUCUCUACAGAACAGUCCAUUUAACAGCGCAUUGGCAAAAUGCAGAAAGGUCAUAGGCCAUUUCAACCAUAGCCCACCGAACGCACUGGAGCUCGAACAACAGCAAAUUGCACAUUUUCAUAAAAAAGAGUCACUUACACAGGACGUAUCAACAAAAUGGAACAGUAACCUGGAGAUGAUCAAGCAUGUUCUGAGAAAUCAAGAACCACUGAGAGAUGCACUGGCACUACAUCCAACCAAUGUCACAAUGCCAACAACAGCUGAAGUGGAGAAACUGAAGAAGCUGGAGACGGUUCUUGAACACUGCAGGUAUAUAACUGAACUUUUGGGAGGGGAGAAGUUUGUUUCCUGCUCAGUGGUGUUGCCAGCUUUGUGUCACCUGUCGCGAGUGAUGGAGGUCUCUGAGUAUGACCCAGCUUACAUGGUUAAAUUCAAGGAGACCUUUAAAGCAGAAAUGGAGAAGCACAAGGAAAAAACUAACAUCAUGUGGCUCAGGGUUGCAACAGCACUGGAUCCUAGGUUUAAGGGUCUUAAGUGUCUAAGCAGAGCUGACAGGGCUGAGGUGUGGCGCUUGAUCAGUGCGUUGCUCAGGGAGAGGCAGAGGCCUGCACAGCCUGAACAACCAGCAACAUAUGAGCCAUCUAAGAAAAGAUCAGCUCUCAUGUUUGCCUCGGAGUCUUCAUCUGAUGAAGAGGAGGACUAUAUUGAGAAAUGUGUGGAGCGAUACAGGGCAGAGCCAACUAUUGACAUAGAGGACUGUCCCCAGAAAUGGUGGUCCAAGCAUGAAGGGGCACACAGUGAGAUGGCCUACCUUGCACGCAUGUACUUGGCAACACCUGCCACAUCCAUACCAUGUGAGAGGUUAUUUUCACUUUCUGGGCAUGUUUUUCAGAACAAGCGAGCUGCCCUGUCAUCUCAAAAUGUUAAGAUGCAUGUCUGUUUGAGCAAUUGGGUUAGUGCAAAGUAAUAGUGACAACCCAUGUACUGUAUGUUCUAGGGUUUUUUUUCUUUGUUUCUCUUAUGUGCUGUUUCCAUGUUCAGGUUUUAUUAGGAAAAAAGGAGGAAGAAGCUUGGGUUGCUCAGCCUCUGCUUAAAAACAAACAAACUGGAGAGCAAAAAGAAGUAUAGCCAAAUUGUUUUAUUCAUACCCUAACUGCACUCCUUGUUUUGAUCCCACUCUAAUGGUAAAUUAAACAGUUACAUUGUGUGGGAGUAUAUGAUUCCUUUCGGCAUAAUUUUGAGUAUUCAGUACCUUUGAGGCUUUGCUGAACAGUAUUCUGGAUUUCUCAUUGUAUUUUUCAUUGUUUUGAAUUGUUGCGAUUAAAAAUAAACACAUAUUUGCA